GCUUUCGCAUGCUUUUGAGUGUUAUCGUUAAAUGUUAGCUGCUCUGUUUCAUACGUAAUUGUUUACAUCUUUAUGGUGAGAAAGUGUUCAAGAUUCCUUUCGUGGUUCUAUCCUGGAAACGAAGUUGUUUGUUUCUUCUUCCAGUUUAUUCUUACAGACAGUCUUUUCCCUACAAUGGCAGCUCAGACUCAUGAAUUCUUCGUGGAUAUGACGUGCGAAGGAUGCUCGGGUGCGGUGACGAGAAUCCUGGACAAGCAAAAAGGAAACGGUGUAAACAGCUUCCAGAUUGACUUGCCAAACAAAAAAGUGUUCAUCGAUUCCAGUCUGACCCCGGAUGAGCUUUUGGCCACUUUGCAAAAAUCAAAAAAAGAAGUGAAAUAUGUUGGUCUUAAAUAAUGCAUAAUAUGAUCUUCAGUUUUUUAUCAUGAUUCACUCGCCCAGUGCACAUUCUUUUUAUACGAUUACACGUUUAUAAUCACAAGGCUUCGAUUUAAAGUUAGGAUUGCUCGGGUUCAAUUGUUGUAAACUCUUUUGCUUUCGAGCUUAUUAUAUAAAUGAUGCUUCACGA
Molecule: messenger RNA, 568 nt
Organism: Paramacrobiotus metropolitanus
Lineage: Eukaryota; Metazoa; Tardigrada; Eutardigrada; Parachela; Macrobiotidae
Product: copper transport protein ATOX1-like
Exons: 3
Coding region: 73-396 (107 amino acids)
Biological process (GO): copper ion transport
Cellular component (GO): cytosol
Molecular function (GO): metal ion binding; copper chaperone activity
Source: RefSeq, a predicted model, not a curated record